Molecule: messenger RNA, 1281 nt
Organism: Opisthocomus hoazin
Lineage: Eukaryota; Metazoa; Chordata; Aves; Opisthocomiformes; Opisthocomidae
Gene: GCNT1
Product: glucosaminyl (N-acetyl) transferase 1
Cellular component (GO): membrane
Molecular function (GO): beta-1,3-galactosyl-O-glycosyl-glycoprotein beta-1,6-N-acetylglucosaminyltransferase activity
Source: RefSeq, a predicted model, not a curated record
AUGCUGAAGAGGAAGUUACGGUUUUGCCACAACUCGCGAUUCAGGCUUUUCUUGGGUCUAACUCUUAUUUUAGUAAUCAUUUCAGUUUUGAAAGUGAACCAGAAACAAGACUUCUUAAAUCAGAGACAUCUUGAGCUGACAGAAGAAGAUCCUAUCGGCAAUGUUAACUGCACCAAGAUUAUAGAGGGGGAUAUGGAAGAAAUUCAAAAGGUAAAGCUUGAGACAUUGUCAGUGUCAUUUAAGAAACGCCCCAGACUAACAACAAGUGAUUAUAUUAACAUGACAGCAGAUUGUGCCUCCUUCACCAAGACCAGGAAAUACAUUAUGGAACCUCUCAGCAAUGAAGAAGCAGAAUUUCCAAUUGCUUACUCAAUAGUGGUUUAUCACAAAAUUGAGAUGCUUGAUAGGCUUCUAAGAUCAGUCUAUGCCCCUCAGAAUUUUUACUGCAUUCAUGUUGACAAAAAGUCUCCAGAAUCUUUUUUUGCUGCUGUGAAGGGAAUAGUCUCAUGUUUUGACAAUGUCUUUAUUUCCAGCCAGUUAGAGAGUGUUGUAUAUGCUUCAUGGAGCAGGGUGCAGGCAGACAUUAACUGCAUGAAAGAUCUCUACAGAAGAAGUUCCAACUGGAAAUACCUAAUAAACCUCUGUGGCAUGGACUUUCCUAUUAAGACCAACCAGGAAAUAGUAGAGAAAUUAAAAGCACUUAAAGGUGAAAACAGCUUGGAAACAGAAAAAAUGCCUGUUUUUAAAGAAGCAAGGUGGAAGAAACACCACGAGAUUAUUGAUGGUAAAAUAAAGAACACGGGCAUAGACAAACAACUGCCACCUCUCAGUACUCCAAUUUUUUCUGGUAGUGCCUAUUUUGUAGUUACCAGAAGAUUUGUAGAAUUCGUAUUAGAAAGCCGCAAAAUACUGAAGUUCAUUGAGUGGGCAAAAGACACUUACAGCCCAGAUGAGUACCUGUGGGCAACAAUUCAGAGAAUCCCUGAAGUCCCAGGUGCAGUUUCUUCUAGUGACAAGUACGAUGUUUCUGACAUGAAUGCACUGGCCAGGUUUGUCAAGUGGCAGUACUUUGAAGGUGAUAUGUCCAAAGGUGCACCCUACCCACCAUGCAGUGGAAUUCAUGUUCGCUCUGUCUGUGUUUUUGGGGUAGGAGACCUGAACUGGAUGCUAAAAAACCACCACUUCUUUGCUAAUAAGUUUGACACUGACGUUGACCCUUUUGCAGUAAAAUGUUUGGAAGAGUAUUUGCGACACAAAGCUUUGUAUCUGCAAAAGAACUGA